Molecule: messenger RNA, 1214 nt
Organism: Pogona vitticeps (central bearded dragon)
Lineage: Eukaryota; Metazoa; Chordata; Lepidosauria; Squamata; Agamidae
Gene: BCL2L1
Product: BCL2 like 1
Biological process (GO): release of cytochrome c from mitochondria; regulation of apoptotic process; intrinsic apoptotic signaling pathway in response to DNA damage
Cellular component (GO): mitochondrial outer membrane
Molecular function (GO): BH domain binding
Source: RefSeq, a predicted model, not a curated record
CAGCACUCGAUCAAGGUGGCAGAGGGAGCCCUCCUGGGUUUCUUUCCAGCCGCCUGGUUCUCUGCAUCUUUCCAGCCUGGCAAGCGGCAAGAUUGCUCCAGUCAGAGCCGGUUUGGCAUCCAGAGCUUGUUCUGAGAUGAGGCAAAGGGACCCCCGGCCUGACAAGCGUCUGCCCCCCCUUGCUCAGAGCUUUGGGACAGAGGACCUGACUGGUGGCACCUGAGUCUGCUUUCUGCUUGGCAUCUGGAUGGUUGCUACCGGCAUGGAGAGGAUCGGAGUGAACCUGGCUCGGUAAACCUGCAGGCCAGCUGGUGUUCCAGACCAUGGACUCUCUGAGACAAGCUGAGGUGUGAAAAUGUCGAACGGAAACCGGGCGCUGGUGGUAGACUUUAUUUCCUACAAGCUGUCGCAGCGGGGCUACAACUGGAAUGAGAUCGAGGGGGAGACGGAGAACCGGACUGAGCUGGCGGAAGACAUGGGCGGCGGCGUCCUCAACGGGAGCCCCUCGUUGCACCCCAGUGCCAGCCCCGUGGUCAACGGAGCCACCGGGCACCUGAGCAUCCUCGAAGGUCACGAAGACAACCCUCAGUGGGAUGUGAGGCAGACGUUGCGGGAGGCAGGGGACGAGUUUGAACUGAGGUACCGGCGGGCGUUCAGCGACCUGACCUCCCAGCUCCACAUCACCCCGGCCACGGCGUACCAGAGCUUUGAGCAGGUGGUGAACGAACUCUUCCGAGAUGGGGUGAACUGGGGACGGAUUGUGGCGUUUUUCUCCUUCGGAGGAGCCCUGUGCGUGGAGAGCGUAGACAAGGAGAUGCGAGUGUUGGUGGGGCGGAUCGCCAGCUGGAUGACCACGUACCUCACUGACCACCUGGACCCGUGGAUCCAAGACAACGGCGGCUGGGAGCGCUUUGUGGAUGUCUACGGCAACGACGCGGCGGCCAAGAGCAGGAAAGGCCAGGAACGCUUCAACAAGUGGCUCUUGACGGGGGCCACCGUGGCCGGCGUCGUCCUCCUGGGGUCCCUGCUGAGCCGCAAAUAGACAGAGACGGACUCCCGUCCACCCACCAUCCCUCUCGGCGCGCGAGCACUUUGCCACCAUGGCCGAGACUCAACCUUGUGAUCAUUCCAGGGGGUGGGGGGUGGGAGAGGGGGGCCACUGCAUUACAAACCCCCCACUCUUAACCCCAGGUCUCAUUCCCCCACCCCCCCCC